GGCGACGUCAGAUUGCUAUCACUUUGCACUCAGCACCAUGGCAACAGCAGCAGCUUCCACUUCGCGUGCGCGCACCGUUAGCAAGCAGAAUGCCUCUGAGCCAGCAGCUUCUGUCUCUGGCAACGUGACAAAGAGGCUCCAGAGCGAGCUCAUGGGCUUAAUGAUGCAGUCGCACGAAGGCAUUACCGCCUUCCCUACCGACAAUCUGCUCGUCUGGACCGGUCAAAUCACCGGGCCAGCAGAGACUGUCUACGCCGGCCUGACGUACAAGAUCAGACUGACGUUUGGCCAGAGCUACCCUAUGACGGCACCCAUCGUUCGCUUCGAACCGGAGACUCCCUGCUAUCAUCCCAAUGUCGAUCUGGCCCGAGGCGACAUCUGUAUCGACAUCCUCAAGGAAGAGUGGUCAUCUGCUUUCAGCGUUUCGACGAUUCUGUUAUCGCUGCAAUCUUUACUAGGAGAGCCCAAUAAUCGUUCGCCGCUCAAUGUCGAGGCAGCCGACCUCUGGGACGAUCAGACGAGUUUCAAGAAGCAGGUUCUCGCGAGCCACAGCAGCAAGCCGUCGUCCGCUUGAUAUACAGACCGUCUCAUGUCCCUAAUGCUCAUGUUGUCC
Messenger RNA from Mixia osmundae IAM 14324, 613 nucleotides. RefSeq lists its product as uncharacterized. The transcript is spliced from 3 exons. Bases 38 to 574 code for a protein of 178 amino acids. The record is from RefSeq and is a predicted model, not a curated record. NCBI's taxonomy places the organism in Eukaryota, Fungi, Basidiomycota, Mixiomycetes, Mixiales, Mixiaceae.